GCCCGCCCGCCCGCCGGCGGCUGCAGCCCGCUGGCCUCUGGCCCAGCGCGCGGCGGACGUGCCGCUGACCCGCGCCUGCGACGCGAGAGCCGGGCGCGCCCCGAGAGGACGUGGAGCCAUGAACCGCCUGCCCGGGAGGGUGGCGGCGCUGCUGCUCGCGCUGCUCGUGGAGAGCACGGAGGCUAAAAAACAUUGCUGGUAUUUUGAAGGACUCUACCCAACAUAUUAUAUAUGCCGCCCCUACGAGGACUGCUGUGGCUCCAGGUGCUGCGUGCGGGCUCUCUCCGUACAGAGGCUGUGGUACUUUUGGUUCCUCCUGAUGGUCGGCGUCCUCUUCUGCUGUGGAGCCGGCUUCUUCAUCCGCAGGCGCAUGUACCCCCCGCCGCUGAUCGAGGAGCCCGCGUUCAACGUGUCCUACACCAGGCAGCCCCCGAACCCCGCGCCAGGAGCCCAGCAGCCGGGGCUGUCGUAUUACACCGACCCUGGAGGACCGGGGAUGAAUCUUGCCGGGAACCCCACAGCGAUGGCUUUCCAGGUCCAACCCAACUCACCCCUGGGAAGCGCGGCCUACCCACCACCCCCUUCCUACUGCAACACGCCCCCACCCCCGUAUGAACAGGUGGUGAAGGCCAAGUAGCGGGGUGCUGGCCAGAGCCUGCCUGAGCGACGUUGCAGAGGAGACAGGGCGGGGGGGAGGCUUCUUCAGUCCACCUUGCCUGCCCCCAUCAACGUUCGCUUCUAGAAUGAUCUUAUGAGCCACCAAGGGCACAUUCCUAUUGGAUAUCUUCAAAGCAAGUAUGGCUCCCUUUCAAGUUUUCCGUGACGACCAAUAUUGGAAUUCACCCUGUGUCCUUCUGUCUCUGAUGUCAUCUGUGCUCUGGCAGAGUGUGGACAGUCCCCAAGGGCUGACACCUUAGUGUGGCAUGCCCAGACCCUCAGGAGAGAGACCGAGAGAAGGAGCUGAGGAGGCGAGGCAGGGCCGGUUUGUGUGGGGAGUGCAGGUGAGAGCACAGAGGGGCCAGGUGCGCCUCCCAGGAGAGCUUCCUCCCCACUCUGCCGGACUGAGGCCCCACAGGGUCAGCUGUCUGAGCCCUCGUCCUGUCAGUCUUCCUCUGGAGGAAGCUGCUAGAGAGACGUUUAGUGGAGAAGAAGCCUCUCAGCACUCUUCUGUCUCCGUCACUUCCGGAAGAGGAGAGAGACACCCCUCCUGCACAGCCAGGGCUGGGAGAGGCCACAGACGGCUGUCACCGCGAGAAGAUGAGGUUCCCAAAGCAGGCCGAGCUGGAUAGCUACAGUUCCCUGAAAAUCACUAAGGAAAGUUAUUUAAGUUCAUGGGAAAUUGCUUCCUGCUCCAAACUGGGACAUUACAUUUUAUGAGCUCUUGGUCUGACUUGAGAAAAAAAAUGUUUCCCCCUUUUCAGUGCAUUUAUGGAAGUGCGUGCAGGGUCCUAUCCUUUGAGGUCGGACUCGAGUGAGUGUCUCUGAUCAUGACCAGAAGUCUGACAUGCUUCGCCGAGGCAUCUCGGGCUGGGAAGUCACAUCAACCCCUUGGAGAGAGGUGGCUCCGCAGGGCAGGCCAGGGCUGUGGUCUGUGUGAUCUCAGCUGCUGGGGGCUGGGCUCUGAAGAGGAGGAGUUUGCUACGAAGAAGACAAGACGUGAAAUGCCAGGACUGCAGGUAGACCUCUUCCAGAAGACUGAAUAGAUUUCUGACAACUUAAUCACAAUGAGAAUGAAGAAGCGGUGGAAAGGCAAACCCUGGCUAAGAAAGCAUCUCAGACUGGGAUGCUGGGAGUCGUCCUGUCCUCGGGCUAGUUGACAGUGAGCAGGGAGGGCCUGUUCCUCUGUAGUUAGAAAUGCCGAUCGUGUAGUAUUUAAACCCAGAUGGAGACCUAGUGGGUCGUGAAAGCAGCGUAGAUCCCUGUAUGUGUAGUAGUGGGAUGGCGGGAGUCGGGUCGGGGGUGGGGGAAGAGGGAGCUUAUUUUUAAAGUGAACUACUCAGAGCCCUUGAGAAGUUGUUCCUCAUUGAACUUGAGCACCAGGACAUCUCACUAGAGUGGAUACCGCAUUUUUCAUGCCCCCUGUCUUGCUGUCUCUGCUGUCCUGGGAGGUCUCUGUGGGGUAGCAGUGAAGAGUCAGGAUGGGGCACACAGGACCGCUCAGACAUACCUCCCUCUAAGGACAGAGGCUCUGGGAACCUCCCAGGGGAUUCCACUGGAAACGCAGGAGCCAAACUAGUGCCCUCGGAAAGAGUUUGUGAGCACAGAUGCUGCUGCACAUGUCUUUGACCACCCUCGUGUGACGUCUGAACCCCCUGACUGCGGGACCUCCCCUCAUGGGGGUCCUUGAUUGAAAUGAGUCGACAAAGCACAAUGUUUGCUGUUUACAACCAAGGACAACUUCAUGGGUCCAAAAAUUCCUCAUCCUCCGGGUCAUUUGUUUUGCAUUUUUCACUCCAAUUUCUCCCUUUAGUUUUUUUUUAAAUGAAGAAUCACACUAAGGGCUGCCUCUGGAUUGGGUGCAUCCACGUGUCCGUGAUGAAACCUGGCUGAUCUUUCUGAUAGCAAACGAUCUCAAGAGACUGGACGUUUUAGGUGGCACCCAACAAUUUUGCAUUCCCACAUUUGUGUAAGAUACAUUUUGUUUUCCCUUGAACCUGGGUGAGAACCUGCUCCAGUGAACACUGACCUGUGUGUGUGGAAAUUCCAGGCCAUUCUCAUCUCCUCCAUGCUGUCUGUGGAGUGGCCCGCCUCCCCAGUGAGUCCAGCUCCUGACGUGUUGAAGUCCCAUAAAGUCAGUGGUUGGGAGUGAACUUGGAGCAGAUCUGGGCACAUGUUUCCUCUGCAACAUUUGGCUCAUUUAUCUUUUCUGUUCUCUUUUGAUAGGGUCCUGUUUCCUAUGUAUGCAAAAUAAAACUAAAUUUGGGCAUGUGCUUUGAUUGUUUU
Rhinolophus ferrumequinum (greater horseshoe bat) is the source of this 2943-nucleotide messenger RNA. It is a transcript of the gene VOPP1, whose product is annotated as VOPP1 WW domain binding protein. Lineage: Eukaryota; Metazoa; Chordata; Mammalia; Chiroptera; Rhinolophidae. Bases 119 to 637 code for a protein of 172 amino acids. The record is from RefSeq and is a predicted model, not a curated record. The transcript is spliced from 5 exons. Gene Ontology annotation, cellular component: cytoplasmic vesicle membrane.